Molecule: messenger RNA, 3152 nt
Organism: Populus euphratica (Euphrates poplar)
Lineage: Eukaryota; Viridiplantae; Streptophyta; Magnoliopsida; Malpighiales; Salicaceae
Source: RefSeq, a predicted model, not a curated record
GGUGAUCUGAAUUAUCUUACCGUAAUACUUCACAAGCCUUGGUGUUUGACAAGUUGUUUCUUAAGGGUCACGAUUGUUGUUUUUAACACGUCAUCAAUUUUGGCAAGUCAUAAAUUUCUUAACAUUAGAGCAUCACUUUUCUUUAGCUCUUGAUCAAGAUGGUGCUUUUCAAGAAUUCUUCUUCUUCCACAAAAAGAUUCUUAGUAAUUGAUGAGAAGUAUCGUCGAACAAGCCUUCGCGUAUAUGAACCUGCCAUUGGUUCAUUUGCUAAGAAGCGGUCUUCCGAAAGCAUCAAGCAUUUGACUUCCUGGUCAUUGGAGACUUCUUAUGAACUUUAUGGUCAUGGUGGUUUGCCUCAAUCAGUUUUACAACUUCAAUCCUCCUUUCCACAUUCAACAACUUUUCUAGCUGAUCUGCCGUCAUUAGACUAUCGUAAACGUGAUGGAAAUGCUACUUGCAAGGAUUAUUUCCCAAUCUCCGAUGCACUUGAGUAUACUCCCAAGUAUUGGGAAUGGACAGAAGAUAUUUUGAAACAUUACGAGCCAAUCCUCGAGAGGGCACAUAUUCGAGACACUAUUUUUGCAUCCCUUUUUACAUAUGACUGGCAGAUGAAUGUUAUCCUUUCUUUCUAUAAUCAUUGGAAUCCUGCUACCAACACGCUAUCUACCCCGAAUGGAGAGGAGUCUAUAUCCCUUUGGGAGUUAAAAUCAUGUAGCGGUCUUCCUAUUUUUGGUACUUUUUAUGAUGAAGUCAUUCCUUCUGCUGAUGAACUUAAUGAAGCUGACAAGAAAGGAUAUUCUUUUCUUUCAAAGAGCUGCAAGUACCUAUUUAUCGCCUUUCAUAAAGAAUGUCAGACCAUUGAUGGUGACCAUGUAAUGACCCUUCAAGAUUGGGUAGAUUUCUGGUUUCGAGAUGAUUUGAGAUACAAGGUACCCUUUUCUGUGGGUAAGUCUGGCGGAUCCAAUAAGACUACCUAUCCAUCUGGCUCAAUUGAUAAGUCUCGCGUUCGUUCCAGCAAAUUCAUUCAUCCUUUUAAAGAGCUUAAUGUCCCUUCUCAUAUUCAAGAUGAAGUUUAUUUAGCGGCUUUUCUUUCAUGCUGGCUAUGCAAAUUUGUAUUUCCUAGCAAGGACGUUGGUUUCAUUCGUCCUAGUACUUUCAAAGUAGCAUCCAUGAUGGCGGUUGGAAGGCAAUUCUCUCUUGCGAUACCAGUUCUAGCAAGUAUCUUCAAAGGUCUAAAGGAAGUUCAAUCUGCAUUAAGUGUGACCGCACGAGACAUCCCUUUUCCUAUUCAUUUUCUCAGCAGUUGGCUUGCCGAAAAAUUUGGCACCCAUCAAACAGCCAUUAGUCCUGCCAAGUUAGUUGGGAUGACAAAAUAUGCCGGCGUGGGGUUGGCAAAGCAUUUCAAUGAAUCUCAAGCUAAUGCUCUUUUCAGAGAUCCUAAGAGAGUCAUAUUUCCUGCAUUACUUCCCUUGGCCAAAGUCGUGGUUUUGUGUGAUGAUGGCAACUUAUCAGUCCUCAAGAGUGACUACUUUAUGUGUAUUCGAUCCGGCUAUUUGACUCUUCGUUAUGAUGAUACUUUUAUUAUUGAGUCUUACUGUCCUGAUAGAUUCAGUCGACAAUUUGGGUUUUGCCAGCAUGUUCCCCGUGACUUUGAAGGGAGAACUGGAGUUCCAACCUUGGAGGAUGUAUCCCAACUUUGGCAUAGUUUUACCAAACUCAACACUCAUUCUCAGUGCAAGCUUCCGUUGCCCCCAAGUGAUAAACUUCCUUUGGUGACUAAACGUUACAUGGACUGGUGGACUCCGAAGUGGUCCAAAGUUUAUUCUCCAGAGGUAAAGAUCAUUCUCAAAAGUCCUGGUAAUGUUGCCGUAGUAUCUCGAGGGAUAAAAGAAAAGAAGAAUGACCCUCUCUUAACCAAAAAGAAACGAUCUUCUCCUACCCAUAAAAGAGAUAAGCGGACAGUUGAUGUUGAUUUAGGCAAGGAAGAUGGUACUCAAACAUCUGCCCACAUAAGGAGGACACCACUUGUGAUCCCUAGUGUGAAGAGAGUGAGUACUUCAAAAGAUCAUCUCAAUAAGAAAUCCUCUAACUCCUCAGAAGCAAAGGAAAGAAGUGCACAAUCCUUUUCUCCACAAUUGGAAAAAGAAGACAAUUUUGAAGCAAUCUUAAAUGUUGAGGAUAGUGAGCAUGAAAACAGUGAUCAUCAUUGGAAACGUUUAAAACGUACCAAGAAAGUGUUCAAUCCUUGCGGCUCGGGUUUUCUUCAUGGAGUCCCUAGUGCAUCAAUCAUGCCAGACAAUAUUGAUGAACUGCUUGGUCAACAAGACCUGGGGAAUGACUUUGAUAUGUAUAUUGGGCCAGAAAUGAGUGUUGCUUCUGUUGUUAGCCCUAACCCUUUCAAUAUUUUAGCUGCUGGGAUUGGAAACUCUCAUCCUUCAUUUAGUUCACCACAUGAGCAGCCUAAUCCACCUCCGCCGAUCUUUAAUAUAGUGACCAACUUGCAUAAUCUUGGACCUACUACUGCCUUUGAGCCUUCAGGAGUUACUAGGUAUUGUGCUGAUGACAUAAUAAGAGAGAUAAGAUCUGAAUUUGCUAUCAAGUGUUGGGAGAGCAUCAGAAAUAAGAUUGUUCGUACACCGAUCCAUUAUAUUCCUAACCUGGCUGGUGAAGUUGAGAAGAUCCUCCACUCCAUUGAAGAUAUAAAGGUUGAUUGCUCCUCUAUCAGAAGAAUGGUGACUGAGGUGAUUGAGGAUGCUAAAAAGUUUAUCCACUUAAAGGCUUCAUUAUCUCCUAUGAUGACAUCAGAGCAACGAGCCUUAGAUGUUGAAAAGCUUGAAGUGCAACUUAAAGAUUCAAAAGCUUUUGAAGACGAGGCAUCUAGAUCUAUUUCCACCACUCAUGCUGAGAUAACAAAAAUAGCGAAACAAUUAAUGGAGCUGCAGAGUAAGAAGACUGAGUUAGAGUCAUCUCUUAAGGCGUGUGAUGAAAAACUUUCUAAGAGGAAAAUCAUCACCUCCAGCAUUCGAGCAGAGAUCACCACACUAUCCUCUUCCCCUGUGAUAAGUGAAACUGAUGCAGCCAUUCUUCAAAAAUUGAAAGGAUUGUUGGAGACCAAACAAAAGGAGUUAGGAGGACAUAGCUGGAAACCGUAG